Oncorhynchus nerka (sockeye salmon) is the source of this 7531-nucleotide messenger RNA. Its product is annotated as zinc finger protein PLAGL2-like. The record is from RefSeq and is a predicted model, not a curated record. NCBI's taxonomy places the organism in Eukaryota, Metazoa, Chordata, Actinopteri, Salmoniformes, Salmonidae.
CGCCCCUUAACUCUGCUGCAGCCUCAGAGCGAGACAGACAAACUCAGGCCCAGAAUAUAGAAAAAUUAUUGGAAAAUUUUGAAAAAAUAAUAAAACAACAGAUCGAGGGGAGAAAGACCGUGAAAGGUGGCGUGGGGUCUCCCACCGUAGGUUUGCGAAAAGUCGGUGAUGGAAUGUUACCGGGGUUCCAUGAGAAAUUGACUAAUGCGGCGCUGGAAACUUUUUGGGGAAUAAAGAUGCAGAGCAGCAUUUCCUACUCACCUCCAACCAUAGCCGUUGGGACUGGGUGAGAGAAAGAGAGAGAGAGAGGGAGAGAGAGAGAGGGAGAGCGAGAGAUAGGGAGAGAGAAAGAGAGGGAGAGAGAGAGAGAGGGAGAGAGAGAGAGAGAGGGAGAGAGAGAGCGGGAGAGAGGGAGAGCGAGAGAGAGGGAGAGAGAAAGAGAGGGAGAGAGAGAGAGAGAGAGAGAGGGAGAGAGAGAGCGAGACAGAGAGACAGAGCGAGAGAGAGAGAGAGAGAGAGGGAGAGAGAGAGACAGAGACAGAGCGAGAGAGAGAGAGGGAGACAGAGAGACAGAGAGACAGAGCGAGAGAGAGAGAGAGAGCGAGACAGAGAGACAGAGCGAGAGAAAGAGAGUGAAAAAAAGGAGCUCCACAGACAGAAGGACCAGUUCUCACAUAGUAAACAAGUACACAAAUACAUGUGUUUUUCAGCAGACAUUGACAACAACAGCACUAUCUAGACAUUAGCACCCCCCACGGCCGACCCGCCCCGCCUGGAGCCACACCCUUCACUGCAACCAACCACUGCUCACGUAGAGCCUGGAAGGCAGGGGAGACACGGCCGGGAUUUCAUGGCAACAGCACCCUAGGGCUGCCAUGGCAGCUGCUGCCGCGGAUGCCCCACGCCAUAUUACCGCACUGACGCCGGAGGACGAGGAAGGAAGAGCCGCUGCCAAGCUGUACGGAGGCACUACCCUGCCACGGACAGAGAGAGAGAGAGAACGAGAGAGGGAAGAGCGAGCCAGUGGGAACGAGUGUUUGGUGUGUGGGACUUGGUUUGGUUCCCAGGAUAAACUUCGGCUUCACUCUUUCUGUCACACGGGAGAGAAACCAUUCCACUGCUCCCAGCCACACUGCCCUAAGGCCUUCAGCUCCAAAUAUAAACUGUUCAGGCAUAUGGCCACACACUCUCCGCAGAAAACUCACCAGUGCUCGUUCUGCGAGAAAAUGUUUCACCGCAAAGAUCACCUGAAGAACCACCUGCAGACCCAUGACCCCAACAAAGAGGCCUUCAAGUGUGAGGAAUGUGGCAAGCACUACAACACCAAGCUGGGCUACAAGCGUCAUGUGGCCAUGCAUUCAGCCACAGCUGGGGACCUCACCUGUAAGGUGUGCCUGCAGAGCUACGAGAGUACCCCUGCCCUGAUGGAGCAUCUCAAGAGCCACUCGGGCAAGUCCUCCGGAGGUGCCAAGGAGAAGAAGCAUCCGUGUGACCACUGUGACCGCCGCUUCUACACACGGAAGGACGUGCGUCGCCACAUGGUGGUCCACACCGGCAGAAAGGACUUCCUGUGUCAGUACUGCGCCCAGCGCUUCGGCAGGAAGGACCACCUGACGCGGCAUGUGAAGAAGAGCCACUCUCAGGAGCUGCUGAAGAUAAAGACUGAGCCUCCGGACAUGCUAGGCCUGCUGGGCUCUGGCUCCUCCUGCACUGUCAAAGAGGAGCUCAGCCCCAUGAUGUGCAGUAUGGGUUCCAGCAAAGACCCUAUGCUGGCCAAGCCGUUCCCCAGUGGCACCUCCUUCCCCAUGGGCAUGUACAACCCCCACCACCUCCAGGCCAUGUCCAACCCUGGGGUGGGCCACCACCACUCUCUGAUGCCUGGCUCCUUGUCCACUGCCAUGGGGAUGGGCUGCCACAUGGAGCCCCCCCUCCAUCACCCCCAUCACCCGCAUCACCACCACCACCACCACUACCAUCACCACCACAUCCAACACUCCCCCCCGCUGCCCCACCUGCAGCAGCCCCAACAGCACCAGCAGCAACAGCACGCCCAGCCUCCACCCAAGUACCAGCUGGGAUCUACCUCAUACCUGCUGGACAAGCCCCUCAAAGUGGAGAUGGAGAGCUUUCUCAUGGAUCUGCAGAGUGGGCUGCCGGGCCACCACUCAGGUGAUCAUCAUCACGCUGCUGCCUCGCCCCCCAAGGAGGGACUAGAGCACCCCUCAGGCCUGACAGACGAGCUGUGUGGUGACCCCCUCCUGUCCAAGAGCCCUGCUGUCAUCGCUGAGGCUCUGUGCGCUGCUAACAUGGACAUCUCUCACCUACUGGGCUUCCUGCCCCUCAACCUGCCCCCCAACCUACCCCCCUACAACACCUCCAUGAGCACAGCAGGGCUUGUCAUGAGCUACACCUCGUCUACCCCUGGCUCCUCCUCUUCCUCCUCUUCGUCAUCCUCAUCCUUGCAUGCUGCCGAGCCCCACGCCGUUGCCACGGCUGCAGCCGCACCUCUUACCUCUUUGCAACCUCAACCUCAGGAGCAGCAUGGCUCCAGCGAGGGCCUGGGUCUAGGGCCCCUGCACCCUCUCCCGCCAGUGUUUAGCUCCAGCCUCAGCACGACCACCCUGCCUCGCUUUCACCAGGCCUUCCAAUGAGGGGCCACCAGGUCACCAUGAGGGGCCACCAGGUCCCUACGCCUUCAUCCUCAGCUCACUGCCUGGGCGCCCAAGGUCCAUGUGGCCUGCUGGCCGCAAGGGCAGUGAUAAAAACACAUGAACACUUAGAAGCCUUAAUCGAAUCACACAAAAGCUUUUGAUUGAGCCCUAGAGAAAACUGAACCCUUUAUUGAAACAAAAGGGAAAAGAUGAGACGUUUUAAAACAAACUUUCUUUCUAUCCUUUAGUUAUAACCUCUCCCACCAACCUAUCUCCCUGAUCCAUGAUCCCCUCUCCCACCAACCUAUCUCCCUGAUCCAUGAUCCCCUCUCCCUUUAUUAUGUAGGUAGUAGGCAGUAGGCCUUCAGUAGGCCUUCAGUGGGUCUUCAGUAGCCUUCAGUAGGCCUUCAGUAGGCCUUCAGUAGGCCUUCAGUAGGCCUUCAUUAGGCCUUCAGUAGGCCUUCAGUAGGCCUGAAGGUACCGCUACUUUAUAAAGUAAUAAUAUUAGGAAAAGAAUCAAAGAUGAAUUUUAGAGAAGAUGUUUUGAAGUGGAUGAAAUAUAAUUUUCUUGCUUUUCCAAAUGUGACUGAACAUGCUAGAUUAUCACUCCUAUGAGUGUAAAGGUCUGAACCACCUUCCCAGAAACACACCCUGUCUGUCAUCAUCACUGUCAGGGGGAAAACACACCCUGUCUGUCAUCAUCACCGUCAGGGGGAAACACACCCUGUCUGUCAUCAUCACCAUCAGGGGGAAAACACACCCUGUCUGUCAUCAUCACCAUCAGGGGGAAAACACACCCUGUCUGUCAUCAUCACCGUCAGGGGGAAAACACACCCUGUCUGUCAUCAUCACCAUCAGGGGGAAAACACACAUUGUCUGUCAUCAUCACCAUCAGGGGGAAAACACACCCUGUCUGUCAUCAUCACCAUCAGGGAGAAAAUACACCCUGUCUGUCAUCAUCACCGUCAGGGGGAAAACACACAUUGUCUGUCAUCAUCACCAUCAGGGGGAAAACACACCCUGUCUGUCAUCACCACCAUCAGGGGGAAACACACCCUGUCUGUCAUCAUCACCGUCAGGGGGAAAACACACCCUGUCUGUCAUCAUCACCAUCAGGGGGAAAACACACCCUGUCUGUCAUCAUCACCGUCAGGGGGAAAACACACCCUGUCUGUCAUCAUCACCAUCAGGGGGAAAACACACCCUGUCUGUCAUCAUCACCGUCAGGGGGAAAACACACCCUGUCUGUCAUCACCACCAUCAGGGGGAAAAUACACCCUGUCUGUCAUCAUCACUGUCAGGGGGAAAACACACCCUGUCUGUCAUCACCAUCAGGAAGAUUAAUGAAGGAAUGAAGUGAUAAUGCCCCGCAAACAUUGCCCUCAUCCAAUAGGCCAACAUUGCCCUCCUCCAAUAGGCCAACAUUGCCCUCAUCCAAUAGGCCAACAUUGCCCUGCUCCAAUAGGCCAACAUUGCCCUCCUCCAAUAGGCCAACAUUGCCCUCUUCCAAAAGGCAAACAUUGCCCUCCUCCAAUAGGCCAACAUUGCCCUCCUCCAAUAGGCAAACAUUGCCCUCAUCCAAUAGGCCAACAUUGCCCUCCUCCAAUAGGCCAACAUUGCCCUCAUCCAAUAGGCCAACAUUGCCCUCCUCCAAUAGGCCAACAUUGCCCUCCUCCAAUAGGCCAACAUUGCCCUCAUCCAAUAGGCCAACAUUGCCCUCCUACAAUAGGCCAACAUUGCCCUCAUCCAAUAGGCCAACAUUGCCCUCCUCCAAUAGGCCAACAUUGCCCUCCUCCAAUAGGCCAACAUUGCCCUCAUCCAAUAGGCCAACAUUGCCUUCCUCCAAUAGGCCAACAUUGCCCUCAUCCAAUAGGCAAACAUUGCCCUCCUCCAAUAGGCCAACAUUGCCCUCAUCCAAUAGGCCAACAUUGCCCUCCUCCAAUAGGCCAACAUUGCCCUCAUCCAAUAGGCAAACAUUGCCCUCAUCCAAUAGGCCAACAUUGCCCUCCUCCAAUAGGCCAACAUUGCCCUCCUCCAAUAGGCAAACAUUGCCCUCAUCCAAUAGGCCAACAUUGCCCUCCUCCAAUAGGCCAACAUUGCCCUCAUCCAAUAGGCCAACAUUUCCCUCAUCCAAUAGGCCAACAUUGCCCUCCUCCAAUAGGCCAACAUUGCCCUCAUCCAAUAGGCCAACAUUGCCCUCCUCCAAUAGGCCAACAUUGCCCUCAUCCAAUAGGCCAACAUUGCCCUCCUCCAAUAGGCCAACAUUGCCCUCAUCCAAUAGGCCAACAUUGCCCUCCUCCAAUAGGCCAACAUUGCCCUCAUCCAAUAGGCCAACAUUGCCCUCCUCCAAUAGGCCAACAUUGCCCUCAUCCAAUAGGCAAACAUUGCCCUCAUCCAAUAGGCCAACAUUGCCCUCCUCCAAUAGGCCAACAUUGCCCUCCUCCAAUAGGCAAACAUUGCCCUCAUCCAAUAAGCCAACAUUGCCCUCCUCCAAUAGGCCAACAUUGCCCUCAUCCAAUAGGCCAACAUUUCCCUCAUCCAAUAGGCCAACAUUGCCCUCCUCCAAUAGGCCAACAUUGCCCUCAUCCAAUAGGCCAACAUUGCCCUCCUCCAAUAGGCCAACAUUGCCCUCAUCCAAUAGGCCAACAUUGCCCUCCUCCAAUAGGCAAACAUUGCCCUCCUCCAAUAGGCAAACAUUUCCCUCCUCCAAUAGGCAAACAUUGCCCCCAUCCAAUAGGCCAACAUUGCCCUCCUCCAAUAGGCUACAACCACACUAAAAAUAUCUCAGAGAAAGACUCGAACAACUGAUUAAUGUUAUGACUCAUAGAGGCAGAUCAUUUGUCCAGAAAGUAUGAUAACGAACGCUGCCAAACACAGCAACCAGUGGCGCCCACAUAUUUAAUGACAAAGAUAUGUGAAAACAUCUGAGUCGGUAGAAAACAUGCCAAGUCAUGCCGUUUUUAUCUUGUUUUUCUAGAGAAGCAUUUAUUUUAUUUUGGGGGGGCAGAAGGCUCUUCCCCUUUAAGAUUCUCUUUGGCUAGCUCUCAGUGAUGAUGACCCUAUAUGGGGAAGGCUCUUCACCUUUAAGAAUCCCUUUGGCUAGCUCUCAGUGAUGAUGACCCUAUAUGGGGAAGACUCUUCACCUUUAAGAUUAUCUUUGGCUAGCCCUCAGUGAUGAUGACCCUAUAUGGGGAAGGCUCUUCCCCUUUAAGAAUCCCUUUGGCUAGCUCUCAGUGAUGAUGACCCUAUAUGGGGAAGGCUCUUCACCUUUAAGAAUCCCUUUGGCUAGCUGUCAGUGAUGAUGACCCUAUAUGGGGAAGGCUCUUCCCCUUUAAGAAACCCUUUGGCUAGCUCUCAGUGAUGAUGACCCUAUAUGGGGAAGGCUCUUCCCCUUUAAGAAACCCUUUGGCUAGCUCUCAGUGAUGAUGACCCUAUAUGGGGAAGGUUCUUCACCUUUAAGAAUCCCUUUGGCUAGCUCUCAGUGAUGAUGACCCUAUAUGGGGAAGACUCUUCACCUUUAAGAUUCUCUUUGGCUAGCCCUCAGUGAUGAUGACCCUAUAUGGGGAAGGCUCUUUACCUUUAAGAUUCUCUUUGGCUAGCCCUCAGUGAUGAUGACCCUAUAUGGGGAAGGCUCUUCCCCUUUAAGAAACCCUUUGGCUAGCUCUCAGUGAUGAUGACCCUAUAUGGGGAAGGCUCUUCACCUUUAAGAUUCUCUUUGGCUAGCCCUCAGUGAUGAUGACCCUAUAUGGGGAAGGCUCUUCCCCUUUAAGAAUCCCUUUGGCUAGCUCUCAGUGAUGAUGACCCUAUAUGGGGAAGGCUCUUCACCUUUAAGAUUCUCUUUGGCUAGCCCUCAGUGAUGAGGACCCUAUAUGGGGAAGGCUCUUCCCCUUUAAGAAACCCUUUGGCUAGCUCUCAGUGAUGAUGACCCUAUAUGGGGAAGGCUCUUCCCCUUUAAGAAUCCCUUUGGCUAGCUCUCAGUGAUGAUGACCCUAUAUGGGGAAGGCUCUUCCCCUUUAAGAAUCCCUUUGGCUAGCCCUCAGUGAUGAUGACCCUAUAUGGGGAAGGCUCUUCCCCUUUAAGAAUCCCUUUGGCUAGCCCUCAGUGAUGAUGACCCUAUAUGGGGAAGGCUCUUCCCCUUUAAGAAUCCCUUUGGCUAGCUCUCAGUGACGAUGACCCUAUAUGGGGGAAAAACCCAACUUUAAAAGCUGCUCUUGAAAACAGGUCUUUGCCAGUAUUUGACUCAUGAUGAUUUUCCUUCCUUCAACUGUCUUCCUUCCAGUAUUUGUUUUAAGAAGUCUCCAUGGUAACAAUAUGCCACACAUUACUGAUAUGUAUUUUUGUUGUUGUUGUUGAAGAAAACAAAUAUAUUUUCUCUCUGUUAGAGAUGCAUGGUAAUAACCACCCUGACAUAUGUGAAUAGCAAACAAAAAUGACAACGACGACAUUGAGGAAAACGUGUAAGAGAAUGUUAUUGCAGUGUACAAAAUAUCUCAUCAAAAAAUGAAUAUUAUUAUUGCUUUUAUCUCAGUAAGGUGUACAAAGUGAUGAUGUUUAAUGUCUGGCAGGUUUACAUUUGUGUGUAUCUGAAAUUUUAUUGCUCAAAAAAGGAUGAAUUAUUAGCUUUGCCCUUUAGCUUUUCUCCUCUGUAUUCAUUAUUGAUCUUGAACUUUACCUUGAUCUUGAACUUUACCUUUACCUACUUGAGUUAGUAGCAGAAACUUGGAUUGUGGAUUUUGACAAAUGUUUUAGUAGGCUGUUAGUGGAAUAAUAAUGAAAUAGCAGUCAACAUAGAUAACAUUGAUAGACUCUCCAGUUUCAAUUCAUUCUCUACUUUCUCAGUAUGAAACCCAACCUGACCCUAAGUAAACGAAGCGAUCUGA